Molecule: messenger RNA, 2443 nt
Organism: Acanthochromis polyacanthus (spiny chromis)
Lineage: Eukaryota; Metazoa; Chordata; Actinopteri; Pomacentridae
Gene: hspd1
Product: heat shock 60 protein 1
Exons: 11
Coding region: 36-1865 (609 amino acids)
Biological process (GO): mitochondrial unfolded protein response; positive regulation of type II interferon production; protein import into mitochondrial intermembrane space
Cellular component (GO): mitochondrial matrix; mitochondrial inner membrane
Molecular function (GO): protein-folding chaperone binding; ATP binding; ATP-dependent protein folding chaperone
Source: RefSeq, a predicted model, not a curated record
GGGCCGCUCGGUAAAUUACCCGGAUGUGAUAGCACAUGUGCAGUGCUGUCCGCAGCUCCACACGGCUGUCGUCCUCCUCCUCUCUGUCCUUAUUUCAUUCCGUCUGCAGGCCUUGUAGCAGCGUUUACCUCACAGACAUGUUCCGGUUGGCUACAGUCAUGAGGCAGGUGAGGCCGGUGAGCCGAGCCCUGGCUCCUCACCUGACCAGGUGUUACGCCAAAGAUGUCAAGUUCGGCGCCGACGCUCGAGCUCUGAUGCUGCAGGGAGUCGACCUGCUGGCCGACGCAGUGGCCGUCACCAUGGGCCCCAAGGGUCGCACCGUCAUCAUCGAGCAGAGCUGGGGAAGCCCCAAGGUCACCAAGGAUGGUGUGACGGUGGCCAAAAGCAUCGACCUCAAGGACAAGUACAAGAACAUCGGAGCCAAGCUGGUCCAGGACGUGGCCAACAACACCAACGAGGAGGCCGGAGACGGCACCACCACGGCCACCGUGCUGGCCAGGGCCAUCGCCAAGGAGGGCUUCGACACCAUCAGCAAGGGAGCCAACCCGGUGGAGAUCCGCCGAGGAGUCAUGAUGGCCGUGGAAACCAUCAUCAACGAGCUGAAGAGUCUGUCCAAGCCCGUCACCACCCCCGAGGAGAUCGCUCAGGUCGCUACCAUCUCAGCCAACGGAGACGUAGAGAUCGGAAACAUCAUCUCCAAUGCCAUGAAGAAAGUCGGUCGCAAAGGAGUCAUCACCGUCAAGGAUGGAAAGACGCUCCACGAUGAGCUGGAGAUCAUCGAGGGGAUGAAGUUCGACCGUGGAUACAUUUCACCGUACUUCAUCAACACCGCUAAAGGUCAGAAGUGUGAGUUCCAGGACGCCUACCUGCUGCUCAGCGAGAAGAAGAUCUCCAGCGUCCAGAGCAUCGUUCCUGCUCUGGAGAUCGCCAACCAGCACCGUAAGCCUUUGGUCAUCGUGGCUGAAGACGUGGACGGAGAAGCUCUGAGCACUCUGGUCCUCAACAGGCUGAAGGUGGGUCUCCAGGUGGUGGCGGUGAAGGCUCCAGGCUUCGGAGACAACAGGAAGAACCAGCUGAGGGACAUGGCCGUGGCCACCGGAGGCACUGUCUUUGGAGACGAAGCUCUGGGUUUGGCUCUGGAGGACAUCCAGGCUCACGACUUCGGGAAGGUGGGCGAGGUCCAGAUCACCAAAGACGACACGCUGCUGCUGAGGGGUGGAGGCAGUCCGGCCGAGGUGGAGAAACGAGCGGCGGAGAUCGUGGAGCAGCUGGAGAGCACCACCAGCGACUACGAGAAGGAGAAGCUCAACGAGAGGCUGGCCAAGCUGUCGGACGGAGUCGCUGUGCUCAAGGUGGGAGGAACCAGCGACGUGGAGGUGAAUGAGAAGAAGGACCGAGUGACGGAUGCCCUGAACGCCACCAGAGCCGCCGUGGAGGAAGGAAUCGUCCCAGGAGGAGGCUGUGCUCUGCUGCGCUGCAUCCCAUCGCUGGACACCCUGAAACCGGCCAACUCAGACCAGAAGAUCGGGGUGGACAUCAUCCGACGGGCGCUGAGGAUUCCUGCAAUGACCAUCGCCAAGAACGCCGGUGUGGAAGGUUCUCUGGUGGUGGAGAAGAUCCUGCAGGGAUCCUCUGAGCUGGGCUACGACGCCAUGCAGGGAGAAUACGUGAACAUGGUGGAGAAGGGCAUCAUCGACCCCACCAAGGUGGUGAGGACGGCGCUGCUGGAUGCUGCCGGAGUCGCAUCGCUGCUGUCGACCGCCGAGGCCGUCGUCACGGAGAUCCCGAAGGAGGAGAAGGAGAUGCCUGGUGGAAUGGGAGGGAUGGGAGGGAUGGGAGGGAUGGGAGGAGGAAUGGGCUUCUGAAGAUCCUCCUGACUCUAUAGACUAAUGAGGACCGGAGAGCCUCUCCUCCUACACCAGGAUGGAUGGUUGAUGAUCUGAGCGGCUGAGGAGACCAGAAGGUUCCUCACUGCUUCACCCAUCAGCAUCAUGUACGAGAAGUAAAACGCUAACCGGUGAGGAGAUGUUCUCCUGAAGGUUCCUCUGGAGCAUUUCAGCUGCUGAUUAGGAACUCUAGAAGUAGAAAUGAUCCAUGCAGAACCAGUUGGUUUGUUCUGAGCUGCUGGUGAAGGAACCAGGCUGUAGAACAUGUUCUGAACGUGGUUCCUUCAUCAACUAACCAGAACUAUAGAUGAUGGUCCAGCAGGUCCUCCAGACCUCUGCUCCAGGAUGCUUUCUGUUUCUACUGACCGUAUAAAUCUGGUUUCCUCUCAAGGAGACGUUAGCAGCAGCUGAGAUGAUCCAGAUGUUCCUCCUUAAGACGUCUCCAGGCUUCGGUCCGUUCGUUCGUCGUAGUGUUUCUGUUAAUUCUUGUUUUUGUUUUUUACAUAUAUAUUUUCUGUCAUCAGUGAUUAAUUGAAUUAAAGCAGUUUUCUUACAGA